CUUGCUGAGAGUACAGUUAGGGCUGCAUCUCCUCUUGCAGUUGCUCCACGUCGGCCGCUCCACUCGGCCUCGUGUCCCGCGCCCCGGCCUCCGCCGCUGCCCGCGGCCCGGUCCCCAUCCCCGCGCAGCCCCGGCCUUCCCGCCGGUCGUCCCCGUCGCAGCCAUGUCCAAGGAGCCGCGGGCUGGGCGGGAGGAGAUCCUGGAGUGCCAGGUGAUGUGGGAGCCUGACAGCAAGAAGAACACGCAGAUGGACCGCUUCCGGGCGGUCGUGGGCGCCGCCUACGGCCUGGCGCUGGAAAAUUACGAUGACUUAUAUCAUUGGUCAGUUGAGUCAUAUUCGGACUUCUGGGCAGAGUUCUGGAAAUUCAGUGGAAUUGUCUUCUCACACACAUAUGAUGAGGUCGUGGACACGUCCAAAGGGAUUGCGGACGUCCCUGAGUGGUUCAAAGGCAGUCGCCUCAACUAUGCGGAAAACCUCCUGCAACACGGGGAAAAUGACGGAGUGGCCCUUUACGUGGCACGGGAAGGCAGGGAGGAGAUCAAGAAGGUGAGUUUUGAAGAGCUGCGGCGACAGGUGGCUUUGUACGCCGCGGCGAUGAGGAAGAUGGGCGUGAGGAGAGGAGACCGGGUCAUCGGUUAUUUACCCAACAGUGGGCACGCCGUGGAGGCCAUGCUGGCGGCCACGAGCAUUGGCGCCAUCUGGAGCUCCACGUCCCCAGACUUCGGCGUGAACGGCGUUCUGGACCGGUUUUCUCAGAUUCAGCCAAAGCUCAUCUUCUCCGUGGAGGCCGUCGUGUACAAUGGCAAAGAGCACGACCACAUAGACAAGCUGCAGCAGGUCGUUAAAGGACUCGCAGACCUGAAAAAAGUGGUGGUGAUUCCUUACGUUUCCUCCAGAGAGAAGAUAGACAUUUCCAAGAUUCCAAAUAGCGUGUUCCUGGAGGACUUCCUGGCCACCGGGCAAGGUGCGCAAGCCCCCCAGCUGGAGUUCGAGCAGCUGCCCUUCAGCCAUCCGCUCUUCAUCAUGUUUUCGUCGGGCACGACCGGAGCGCCCAAGUGCAUGGUGCACUCGGCCGGGGGAACCCUCAUCCAGCACCUGAAGGAACACAUUCUUCACGGCAACAUGACCAGCAGUGACAUCAUCCUGUAUUACACCACGGUCGGCUGGAUGAUGUGGAACUGGAUGGUGUCUGCUCUCGCCACGGGGGCGGCCGUGGUCCUUUACGACGGCUCCCCGCUGGUGCCCACCCCCAAUGUGCUCUGGGACCUGGUCGACAGGAUCGGCAUCACCAUCCUUGGAACGGGUGCGAAGUGGCUGUCAGUGCUGGAAGAGAAAGACGUGAAGCCAGUGGAAACUCACAGCCUCCAGACGCUGCACACGAUCCUGUCCACCGGCUCCCCGCUGAAAGCCCAGAGCUACGACUACGUCUACAGGUGCAUCAAGAGCAGCGUCCUCCUGGGCUCCAUCUCAGGUGGCACCGACAUCAUGUCUUGCUUCGUGGGCCAGAAUCCUUCCAUUCCUGUGUACAGAGGGGAGAUUCAGGCCCGGAACCUGGGCAUGGCCGUGGAGGUGUGGAACGAGGAAGGCAAGGCAGUCUGGGGGGAGAGCGGUGAGCUGGUGUGUACCAAGCCGCUCCCCUGCCAGCCCACGCACUUUUGGAACGAUGAGAACGGCAGCAAGUACUGGAAGGCGUAUUUCUCCAAAUUCCCAGGUGUCUGGGUGCACGGCGACUACUGCAGAAUCAACCCCAAGACCAGGGGCAUCAUCAUGCUGGGCCGAAGCGACGGCACACUCAACCCCAACGGAGUGCGAUUCGGCAGCUCGGAAAUCUAUAACAUCGUACACCCUCAACGGCAAGAAAGUGGAAAUGGCCGUGAAGCAGAUCAUCGCUGGGAAAACCGUGGAGCACCGCAGAGCCUUCUCGAACCCCGAGACCCUGGAUUUGUACCGGGACGUCCCCGAGCUGCAGGACUUCUGAGCCGGGCCGGCACGUCCCUGAGCCACACACGUCUGUCCUGUCACUUCUGUGCGUUCAAGGAGUUACUUAGAGGGACUUCCCUGGUGGCGCAGUGGUUGAGAAUCCGCCUGCCAAUGCAGGGGACACGGGUUCGAGCCCUGGUCUGGGAGGAUCCCACAUGCCGCGGAGCAACGAAGCCCGUGCGCCACAACUGCUGAGCCUGCGCUCUAGAGCCCGUGCUCUGCGACGAGAGAAGCCACCGCAAGGAGAAGCCCGCUCGCUGCAACUAGAGAAAAGCCCGGGUGCAGCAACGAAGACCCAACGCAGCCAAAAAUAAAUAAAUGAGUGAAUAAAAUAAAUAAAUUUAUAAAAAAAAGAAAAGAAAAGAAAAGACUUAGAAACCUACGGCUCUUCGCAAAGGAGUUUGCACCAAGUCCGUAGGCCUGGGGAAGAACGAUUCUCUGUUCUGCGGUUUCACCUGGUGGGUCCCUGACUCUUCCACCCGCCACAGGGGGAUCCUGACCUUCAGGGGCCGAAAGGGAGGGUUUGGGUUGUGUGUGUGGCAGUCUGGAGAGUGUGUGUCUUUGCACACUCGCAGGGAGGAGCUGGGGUCUCCUGUGCGUGCACCGGCAUGGCCGACACCUGGUCCCCAUCCAGGGCCCGCAGGCAUCCUGGUGACGGCUCACCCCAGGGCAGUGGCCGGCCUGCAGCCUUGUACUGUGGCUCUGUUUCCCUCUCUUAAGGCCCAGAUCUCUUUCUUCCCUCUGUGUUGGUCUCCCGGCUCUGGCCGCCACCCUUCAGGGCCCAUCUGUCUGCUGUGGCACGUUACCUGUCACAGGGCCCGUCCCAGGGGGACUUUACAGCAUCUCACGGCAGAUUCUCAGGACCCCGGGCCGACCGCUCUCCCGCUCUCUGUGUGUCACGGACGGAAUCUGGGCAGCUCCUGGGGGAACCGUGUGUCACACCCAGCCACCGGUGCUCCCCAGCAGAUAGACUUCCAGUUCCCUUUGGAGAAUGAGUGGGUUUCACGUUUUAAUAGGAUCUCUUAAUUUCACGGGCUUUGAGUGGUUUGAAAUUUUUUUAAUGUUAAUUAAGUGUGUGGUGUGUGGGUGUUUGAAGGCGUGGGUGAUGUCCACGCCGUGGGGAGUAUCACUCAGGGAUGCGGACGAGCCCCCAGGCCACGGGUCCUGCUGAGGCAGAGCCGCUGGGCCACAGGGGGCGUGGCCUCGCUGCACAGGGGGCCGGGACCUGCACAUCAAAAGCUUGUCGCCAGCAGCUGUGUGUACUUUUGAAUGUACUGUUCAGUUCAGCCUCUUAACACACUUCUGUCAUCGUAAUGUUCAUUUUUGUAUUUUUUAAAACCGAGUACAGUGAAAAACUUUCUUGAACCCUUUUUCUCGUGGAUUAUAGAAACGGGGCAGCACUGAGUUUACUGGAGUUAAUUUAUGACCACAUUUUAAAUGCAGAGUAAAGUCCGGAAAAGUGAUUCUAUCUUGGGAUAGUAAAGAGGUUUCCCCUCAGGUGGCAGCUCUGAUAAACGGGUGAUAGGCAGAGUGUCCCAUUCAGAAGGACUCUGAAACCAAAUCUCAGCUGAAAAAAAGUGCAUCAGGAUUGGCCAGCAAUGUCUGUCAUGGCUAAACGAUGGAUUGUUUCUUGUCAAGUGUGAAUGUCAAGUAUAAACUGGGUAUUGUAAGAGAUUGAAUAGGUCUCUGCCAACUUAAAGGCAGACACACACACAAUGUUUAAUAAACGAUUUUGAACUUCAUAAAAAAACGG
Balaenoptera acutorostrata (minke whale) is the source of this 3734-nucleotide messenger RNA. It is a transcript of the gene AACS, whose product is annotated as acetoacetyl-CoA synthetase. The transcript is spliced from 17 exons. Gene Ontology annotation, biological process: lipid metabolic process; positive regulation of insulin secretion. Gene Ontology annotation, molecular function: acetoacetate-CoA ligase activity. Gene Ontology annotation, cellular component: cytosol. Bases 164 to 2176 code for a protein of 670 amino acids. The record is from RefSeq and is a predicted model, not a curated record. Lineage: Eukaryota; Metazoa; Chordata; Mammalia; Artiodactyla; Balaenopteridae.